Clonostachys solani is the source of this 2727-nucleotide messenger RNA. The record is from the annotation of a GenBank genome assembly. Lineage: Eukaryota; Fungi; Ascomycota; Sordariomycetes; Hypocreales; Bionectriaceae.
AUGACGGACAGGCCAGCGUCGCUGUCCGCGCAAUAUCCCGAUCCCAGUCAAACUGCGUCGACCAUCGUCGCAGCCGCGCCCUUGGACAAUGCGAUUGACAAGGGAGAAGUUGUGGAAGAAGAGCCAUACACGAUCAAGUGUAUUUGCAACUUCGCCGACGAUGACGGGAGUACGAUAUUCUGCGAGACGUGCGAAACCUGGCAACAUAUUGAUUGCUUCUACCCCGACAACAGGGAGGAGGUGUCACGCGAAGACUUUGCACACUCGUGCGCCGAGUGCAAACCGCGGCAGCUCGACACACAAAGAGCCAUCGACCGAAUUUUACAACUUCGAAGUCCAACCCUAGAAGGACCCUCGGAGAAAAAGACCAAGCGCCCGCCGUCCAAGAGCCACAAGAAGCGAUCGAAACCAAAUGAAGCACAGGUUAAUGGACACACUGUCCCUUCUGAACACCCAAAGAUGAACACGGCAGGCGAACACCCACCCACCGCGAAGAAGACAAAAACCUCUCAUAAAUCCUCCCAAUCCAUCAGUUCACAACAGGCGAAGCGAAGCCCCUCAUAUGGAAAUUCGCGAUCCACGCUUGUCCACCCUCCAAGCCCUGCCACAACCCCUCCCGACCUUCCCGACGACUUUCAAAUCCAUCAUUACUCCGAAGGCUUCUAUUCUCUCUACAAUGAGCACAACGUUCCCGAAUCGCACAGCAAUAAAUUCGUCAACCUUGCAAUUCCUACUGCCCUCGCACGCUGGUUACACGAGCCCGAUAUCCUGAAGCAGGAAGUUGGCCGAACCCAUCAAGAAGUAUUCCAAGAGGAGCCAUCGGGUGAUGAGGCAAAAAGGCCAACGCUUGAGGUAGAGGACGCGACCCGUGCUAUUAACGCAGACACUACCCUAAGAUGGCGUUUCCUCAAAUCCACAACACCGAUAGAGAAGGACGUUCUCCUUGCUGAAUUGAAUGGGGAGAUUGGAUUUCAAAAGGACUACUGCAUCGAACCUGACAAUCUCUGGAUGGAUCUCUCAUCACCCCUACCAUUUGUUUUCUUCCAUCCUCUGCUCCCGCUCUACAUCGACACGAGAAAGGAAGGAUCCCUCGCUCGUUAUGUACGACGAAGCUGUAAACCGAAUGCACAACUGGACACCUACCUAUCCAGUGGUUCGGAAUAUCACUUUUGGCUUGUCAGUGAUCGUCAUAUUGCUCCGAAUGAACAGAUCACUUUGCCCUGGGACUUUCGACUCGAGAAAAGCGUUGGGCCUCGAUGGAUGCACCUCCUUGGUUUAAGCGACGAUGAUAGCACCAACAGCGAGGAGCCAGAGAUGGACCACACAGAAUAUACAGCGAUAUCCAACUGGAUCGAUCGUAUUCUUUCUGAAUACGGCGGGUGUGCCUGUGAUCUGGACAAUGACUGCGCCUUUGCUCGCUUUCACCGGCAUUACUUGCAUGUCAAGAAUUCAUCCCGCUCGUCAACGAAAAAGAAACAGCGCAAGCCUCGAGCACAGGCCAUGUCACCAAGCAGUACAGGGCAUGCGACUAACAGCCGUGCGGCCAGCGAAGGUCAGCCCGACAACGGCCCUGAUCAAGAUGGCCGAUCUCAAACCGGAUCCUCACGCAGUAAACCACCAAGCAGAGAUCCCACACCCCUUCGGCAAGGGUCAUUCGACCAACUCGGGAUCCUCACUGAGCCCACAGAUCGUGAUAAACGAAAAGUGGCCAUGGUUGAAGAUUCUUUUCGGAGGAUGGAACAACAACAACCGCCUCGAAAAAAGAAGCGGACGUCAGAUGGAACAACAGUAUCAAAUUCCUCCAAAACCAAACGAGCUGGAUCCACAUCUCAUGGGAGCUAUGUUGAUGCCGGCACAUGCAGAAGCAAGUCGGGAUCACCGAUAACCGCUCAUUCACCCCACUUCCCAAAUUCAUCGAACUACAUUGCAAACCGACCCCCUUCGGUGAACCUAUCCCGACCUUCAUCAGCGGGCCUGCGGCCAACGUACUGCAAUGUCGGUGUCCAGACAGAUCCUGUUCCGGGCGAAUGGUACAAUCAUUCGAAAACGUCGCCGCGACCGAAAAAGAAGAUCAUCCCACUCGCUCGGCGACUUCUGAAUUGCAAACAGAGGAUGCAGUGUGACGAUGAUCAAACAAGAAAACAUCUUCUUACUCCUCGAGCGUCGUCCGCCUCUGUAAUGGAUAUCGAAUCGCCUUUAUCAACAAAAAGCCCAACGACUGGAUCCAACGACGAAACUGUCUCUCCAUUAAUGCCCCGUGCUAAGGAUGUUCUCAUGAUCGACACGGCAACCACUUCGACUCCUUCAAAGGUGCUCCCAAUUGUCCCCUCAAAGACAAAGACGCCAGAAUUGCGAGUCCAAAUGCCACCGGUUCCCGCAUUUGACAGCCACGGGAGCACGGGAGCCGGCCAGAACACGACGCCUCUGUCAGCGACAAGUUCAAUCGCCCAGUCUCCGCUGUCCGCAAUCAGCCUGUCCAACCCAUUUGGCCCGCCCGGGAUCAAUGGGGUUGCUGUGUUACCAUCACCAGCCAAAAAGAAGCUGAGUCUGAGUGAUUACACCAAGAGAUCCAAAGCAGCUAGCAAAGCGUCCAGUGGCCCUACAAUAGUCAAACCAACGCUGCCAAGUCCAGAGGAGGGCAAGAUGGCCAGCCUUGAUGCUCAGCUAGUUCAGGCUGACGAAGAGGCCAGCCCUUUAGCUAAAGAGGCGACAAACGGUCACUUAUAA